Molecule: messenger RNA, 800 nt
Organism: Acaulospora colombiana
Lineage: Eukaryota; Fungi; Glomeromycota; Glomeromycetes; Diversisporales; Acaulosporaceae
Source: the annotation of a GenBank genome assembly
AGAAAAGAUACAAAAUGUCAAAGAAUAAGUCUGAAGAGGAAAUGGCCAACGAGCUCGGUGAUGAGUUUUUAAAUUAUGAUGGCGUUGAAGGUGGAACUUCCGUUACCGAAACCGACAAGGGUCAAGAUCUCGAGAGCAAUCAACCUCCUUCGGCAGAAAAUGAAAUCGCUGAACAGUCAGAAAAAACCGAUUUAGGACAUGCUAACGGAAAUGCUGAAAAGAAGGAGGAAAAUGAAGAGGGCGAAAAGAAGGAGGGGGAAGGUGAGGAAGUCUUCGAAGUCGAAGCUAUCCUUGGUCACAAAAGGAAUAAGGCAUGCAUCAAACGCAGCGGGCUCAAGUAUCACAUCAAGUGGAAAGGCUUCACGAUUGAAGAAAGCACCUGGGAGAAUGAAGGCGACGUUUACGCCGCAGAACUCUUGGAAGAGUAUUGGUCAAAAAAUAAAGAUGAACAGCCAGCAUCGGCAACUUCAUCGAAACGCAAAGGGACGGGACGAAAACGUUCUGCACCUGCAUCCACUACAACUUCGUUCAAAGAAUCCAAGAGAUCUCGCGUUUCAAGUAAGCCUCGAGCAUCAAGAAUUAGACCUGAUGAUGACGAUGAUAGUCUGCAGGCCUCCUUAGAAAGUUGGGAAGACCAAGUCAUAGCAGUUGAGACUGUCACUCGAGAUGACAAAACAGGGGAUUUACUCGUUUACCUCAAAUGGAAUAAUGGUGAGACAUCGAGGCACCCCGCGAAGGAUGUUAAUAUGAGAUGUCCUCAAAAGGUAUGCGAUAUCGAUAUUCCAUUUUCUUUCGGCUGA